Molecule: messenger RNA, 2859 nt
Organism: Papilio polytes (common Mormon)
Lineage: Eukaryota; Metazoa; Arthropoda; Insecta; Lepidoptera; Papilionidae
Product: lisH domain and HEAT repeat-containing protein KIAA1468 homolog
Exons: 14
Coding region: 151-2808 (885 amino acids)
Biological process (GO): intracellular cholesterol transport
Cellular component (GO): trans-Golgi network; recycling endosome
Molecular function (GO): protein binding
Source: RefSeq, a predicted model, not a curated record
UCAAACUUACGGAUAUGUCAUAAUUUCUUGAAAUCGUAGAAAAAACUCUGUUUUGGUGAUAAAACAAAGCAGUUAUUGUUAUUGACUCAUGUGGGCGAUGAUAUAUAAAAAUUUAUUAUAUGUUUGGCUAUAUAGACACUUAUAAAAACAAUGAAUCCGUAUAAAGACGUCGAAGAGAGUUCUUUUAAUUCUUCACCACAUCUUGCAUAUGAAGAUAUAGCAACUAAAUUACUGAAAGACCAUUACUUUCUAACAGCGUUAGAGCUUCAUACAGAGUUGGUUGAGAGCGGUAAAGAGCUUCCGCAGCUAAGAGAAUUCUUUUCAAAUCCAGGCAACUUUGAACAACAUGUAUCUAGACCAUCUGAUAUUGGGUCUAUGCAUCGAACACCUAGCCAAGCCACUUUAGAUUCACUGGAUACAGCCAGAUAUUCCGAAGAUGGGGGUGGUGAUAGAGGAGGCAGUGGAGGAGAUGUAGCUGUGCUGGAAUUUGAACUACGGAAGGCUAGAGAGACUAUUAAUGCCUUACGGGCUAAUCUUACACAGUUUGCAGAUGGUGAAUCUGCAUUGGAUAAGAUCACUCAAGAUAAUUUUGAUAAGAGAUCAUUGAAGCCACAUGAAAAACGAGCAUUAAAUUUCCUUAUCAAUGAAUAUCUAUUGCUUCAAAAUUAUAAGCUCACUUCAAUAACAUUUUCAGAUGAAAACCCUGAUCAGGAAUUUGAAGAUUGGGAUGAUGUUGGUCUCAACAUGCCUCGACCUGCUGGUCUGAUCUCAUUGUUUAGAGGCAAUAAAAGGGCAUUGAGCACUUCAACAAUUCAUGUUGACACACAAACUAACAUACAAACUGUUGACAUGCUAUGUCAAACUGACGGUGAGGAGGAAAAUGUAUGUGUUAGCUGUCAGACUUCAUUAGAUAAUGACGCAGAUUGGAACCAUGAGAUAUUAAUACAAGCUGAAGAAAUAGAAUUAUUAAAACAAAAGCUAAUAGCAUUAGAGACGGAAAAAUUGAACUUUCAAAAGUUAUAUGAUGCUGCAAUUGUGAGUUUAAAUUCUCUAACAAGUCCUACAUCAGAGAGUAAAGGUCUCGAUCUACAAAUACCUGCAGAUAAAUUGUUAACGUCAGACCAAACAAUACAGCAAUCUUUAGAUGCGAGACCCAUAACUUGUACCGCAACUGAAAAUCAUUAUGGCAGUGGAAAUUCAACAAAUAGUGCAACACCGGACCAGUUUGAAAUGAUUGAUAGUGAGAAAAAUUGUGGAAUUAAGAAGGAAGGAUCUAACACGAGCUCGUUCGAGCCGGCGGUAUGCGGGUCCCCGCGGCGCGCCAGCGUCACCACGCUCGACGACACGCUCAGCAUCAACGACAACGGCGACUGGACGCGUCUCCACUACGAAUACAACAUCGAGAAUAACACUAAGGAAAUGUGGAUAGACAGUGGGAUACCAACUGGUGUUAAGGAGCCAAUCCUAAAUUGGUGUGCUGAAGCAUUGAAUCUUAAUGAGCCUUUGACCAAUGACCUGCUGGCAGAGCUGGUGAACAGCGACAAACCUAUCACAUUACCUGGACUUUUGUCAUUAGUGGCUGAUACACUGCCUAGGAUAAUGCCGCACACGCUGGUGUCGCGGCGCUGCGAGGCGGCGGCGCUGCUGGCGGGCGGCGCGCAGCUGGCGGGCGGGGCGCGGCGCGCGCGCCUGCUGCACGCGCUGCUCACGCUGCUCAAGAGACCGGAGCCCGCGGACGCCAGGGUCAUAUGCGAGGCUGUCUGCCUUGUAGUGAAAUGUGUGGUCGCUGAUCAUAAAUAUAACCAAUUGGAGAAUCUCAUGUUCAGCUUUUUGAAAGAUCCAGUGGAAAAGAACGUUAAAGACACGAUAAAUGUGUUCGUACCGAUGUUAGCGAGGAGUGCUUUGAUGGCUGGAAAAUUCUCAUCAGAUUUAUGCAACCGUGUUAUGUCGAAUUUAAUAAAAUCCAGUACUGAUAAUGAAUGGAAGAGUUUAUCAUUAAAUUUAGAAGUGAUUAAGAAUCUAAUAUUAGCGAAGUUAGCUUACGUGAUAGAUGUACAAAUAGUUAGGGAUGUUAACUUAAGUAACUGUGAUAUAAAAACAAUUAAUUUGCAAGACGUGUCGUUGUGCAAUGAAAACUUUAUCGAUGUACAGUGUUAUAUUAAUGAUGGUGACGCAAAGAUUUUAUUGUUAUCUAUGAAUAGUUUAGUUAAGGACCCUUCGGUUAGAUGGAUGGAGCUUAAUUGGUUUAUUGACUGGAUAAGAAAAAUGUUAGAAAUCGUAGGCAGCUGUAAGGCAUCAAACCAUCCAAUGGUGUACGAGCUUCUAAUUACACUAUUUAAUAGUUACAUAAAUAAUUUUGGAUAUCAUUUCGCUUGCAACAUAUUGAAGCCAUUAUUUAUUGAAAUUAUAAGUGACUUGGAGCAGAGAAUGGAGAAAUUGGAUACAGUUAGUUUGGAGAGUACUGUUGUUAUGGGUAUAUAUUUGGCUUCAGUUUUAAUAGCGGUAGAAGAAGGCCCAUCACAGGCGGAGUUUUUACAAAAAUGGAUUGUGUACAGCAGUAUACGAGGGCUUCCUCCUAAAAUAUUUUCAAUGCCAUUAAAGUGGCUGGCAACACAUAGACCUGAAGUACUCAGCUUCUUCUGGCAACAUUUACGAGAAUUCAGUGGCAGCAGUUGCGGGGCGGGCAUCCGCGCGUACAUCGGCGCCCUGCUCGCGGAGAUGCUGAACGUGGCGCACGUGAGGGAAGACUGCAUAGAGCGCCAGCUGCUGCCGGCUGUCGUCGCGCUGCUCUACGAUGAAGACGUGUGAGUUUACCUAACUAGCUCGGACUACGCCCGCGUCAAAUUAAAAAAAUAGCCC